Molecule: messenger RNA, 1090 nt
Organism: Tarenaya hassleriana
Lineage: Eukaryota; Viridiplantae; Streptophyta; Magnoliopsida; Brassicales; Cleomaceae
Product: protein bicaudal C homolog 1-like
Exons: 1
Coding region: 1-837 (278 amino acids)
Molecular function (GO): protein binding
Source: RefSeq, a predicted model, not a curated record
AUGGACGCAGUUCCUCACCAAUCAUCGGAAGCCCCUCUCCCUGUCAUCUCCGCCGCUUCGAUUCCGGCGUUGCCUCCGCCGCCCCCGAAGCGAAAUCGCCGCCCCAGCGUCCGUUUGGGCGACAUCGGAGACCAACCCGCCGCUCUCUCUUACGACUCCCAUGUCCGACGGACGAAGCCGCAGAACUUCCCUCCAUGGAGAAACCACAAGGAUCCUUCGUCUUCCAAGUCAUCCGUCAAGGCCCGUUCGAUCACCAAUCUCGUCAACGGCAACAGAUUCGAUCACCCCCACGCACGGGAGCCGCCAGAGGAGAGGAACAAUCAGAACGACAAUGGACGCGACGGCCUCGAUUUCGGGUACAGGAAAGCCAAGGCGAGGAGAGGGACCACGAGGCAGGUGAGAUCCAAUUGGGUCUCGUCGUCGGCCAAACCCGACAACGAAGGAUCUAACAGUCGGGAAGAAGGAGAAGAUGGCUUUAGGAAUUUCGAUCCCGACUAUGACAGCCCUGUUCAGUCCCUCAACAACGAGCCUCUCGAUGUCUGGAACGGACAACGGAGAUCGAAUCCUGAUCUGGGUCGGGCUAGGGUUUCGAACAACGAACUGGAUUACAAUCCGAGGGAAUCGGAUUCGAGAGGCAAUAAUAACGAGGGAGUGAUGUCUUGGUUGAUCGAGUUAGGGUUGAGCAGAUACGCCCCGGUUUUCGAGAUUCAUGAGGUCGACGAUGAGGUUCUUCCGAUGCUGACAUUGGAGGACCUUAAAGAUAUGGGGAUAUCAGCAGUUGGGUCAAGGCGGAAACUUUACGCCGCCAUUGAAAAGCUCCGACGAGGGUUAUCGUAAGUUUUCCUCCCCCUCUUGCGUCACUGUCAUCGUUGUCUCCGACAUGGGUGUCUGUUACUUAGCUCUGUUCUUAUCUCCGGGAACUAAUGAGAACCAAAGAUUGAUGGCCGAGUUUUGCUUGUAUAAAUGCCUUGUCUGAGACGAUAGGUUCUCUGAUCACUCCUUUUCCUUUCGGCUUAUAACGUUUCUGACUGUACAAUCGUACCUGCAAACCACUGGAUAUAUAUAUAUAUAUGUGGUAAUGCUUCAAUCA